Sesamum indicum (sesame) is the source of this 3904-nucleotide messenger RNA. Its product is annotated as calcium-transporting ATPase 12, plasma membrane-type. NCBI's taxonomy places the organism in Eukaryota, Viridiplantae, Streptophyta, Magnoliopsida, Lamiales, Pedaliaceae. The record is from RefSeq and is a predicted model, not a curated record. Gene Ontology annotation, biological process: calcium ion transmembrane transport. Gene Ontology annotation, cellular component: intracellular membrane-bounded organelle; plasma membrane. Gene Ontology annotation, molecular function: ATP binding; ATP hydrolysis activity; P-type calcium transporter activity.
AUGUUGCUAAAGUGUGACUUUUGAAUCGGGAUUAGCCUAAUUUCUUGUCUUCAUUUCCUUGUUUCAUCCUAAAUUUUAUCUGAUUUACAUUGAUGUAAGAGAACUUUUAUGGGAAAACAAUUUGCAAAGUAAUCAUUUUAUUUCUUGUAAGAUUAAUUAGUACCGUUAUUUCCUGUUAAUUAUCCUCAAAAUGAAGCUCAACAGUGUUAGAAAGCCUUGAAAAGUUGGAAUAUUCUAACCUAGCUACCCCACAGCUAUUACACCCCUCAAGAAACAAAAGUGAGAAAAGAGAACUCUUUUGCAACGCGUUUUUCUGGAGAGACCGGAAAAGUGAACUAGACCUUCUAAAACCAAAACAUUGUAGUUUCUAACAAAAUCGACCUUAACACUUACCACCACCACCAUCACCACCGCCACCCCGACCACGCGGUCCUUACAGCAGCGGCGCGUUGAGCUUACGUUCGAACGCUACGGGCGCGUCGAGUUUAGGAUCGAAUAUACAGUUUGCCGUUUCAUUUUAUAGAAGCUGAAAGUGGAGGGGUAUAGAAUGGCUCAAGAGUAGAUAGGUGGAGAAGGUGGAGAGAUUUUUGCUAUUUCAUGAAUUUUUGGGUAAUCGCUAGGAUUCAAGAUUAGCAUACAUGGACGAAAACGGGACGCCCUCAUCAUCUGUCUAUUGCUAUAGACAACCCGCACCCCAAAGUGUUUCGGUGAUCCAUCAAGGCCCAUCUCCGCAAGAUGUUGCUGUUAUUCAGAUGCAGGAAUUCCAUGUCGUUAGUGGUCCAGCCAAUAAUCUUCAGCAGCCGGACUACACCAGGCACGAGCCGGGCCUGUUCAGCGGGCUUGUUGAGGGGAGAGUCAUGGACCAGCUCAUUGAACACGGAGGGGUACAAGGUGUAGCUGCAACUCUCGAAACCCAUAUUCAAAAUGGUAUAGAUGGGAGUUCUGAAGAUAUUAAUUGUAGAAAAGAGUUUUUUGGAUCAAAUUCUUAUCCUGCUAGGCCACCUACAAAGGGUUUCUUCCACUAUCUCAAGAUAGAAGUCAUGGAUUUCACAAAUAUUAUGCUUCUGGUGUGUGCUGCACUAUACCUCGUGCUAGGUAUCAAACAAAAAGGGGCUGGAGAAGGAUGGUAUGAUGGCGUAAGCAUAUUUGCUGCUAUCAUUCUUGUUAUUUCUAUUUCAGCCACCAGCAAUUUCAGGCAGAACAGGAAAUUUGACAAUCUUUUUGAGUUUAACAAGAAUAUUCUAGUAGAUGUCAUGAGAAAUGGAAGGAGGCAUGUUAUUUCAAUAUUUGAGAUUGUUGUCGGUGACAUUGUUUGCUUAAAGAAUGGUGAUCAGGUGCCUGCUGAUGGCUUAUUCAUCGAAGGGCACUCUUUAAAAGUUGAUGAAUCAAGAAUGACGGCAGGAAGAGAUCGUGUAGAAAUCAAUCAUGAUCAAAACCCAUUCCUGUCUUCUGGAAGCAAGAUUAUUGAUGGAUGCGCUACAAUGCUUGUGACUGCUGUAGGAAUGAAAACGAGUUGGGGCAGAUUGAUGAGCACAGUUGCUCGGGAUCCCAAAGAGGAAAUGCCUCUUCAUGACCAGUCACGCAAGCUGACUUUGAUCUUGGGUAUGUUCGGUUUAGCAAUGGCUUUGUUGGUUCUUGUCAGGCUGCUAGUUGGGUAUUUUACAGGAAAGACCAGAGAUGAGUUUGGGAAUGUAGUAUUCACUGGCAGCAGGACGAAGGUUGAUGAUUUAAUCAAUUCUCUGGUGGACAUCACUUUUACUGCUGUGGUUAUCUUGGUUGUAGCAAUUCCAGGAGGACUGUCUCUGGCUAUCAACCUUACUCUUGCUCAUUCUACCAAAAGAAUGAUGGCUGAUCAAGCAGUGGUAAGAAACCUAUCUGCUUGUGAGGUGCUGGCUUCUGUAAAAACCAUAUGCACAGAUAUGAAAAGGAUUAUUGCAGCAAACCAAAUCAUGAGGGUGCCUAGAUUCUUUGUCGGUGCAGACUCCAUGGAAGGAAGAAGUUACACUUCCAUAGCAGCCAAUGUUCUUGAACUCUUCUUCCAGGGAAUCAGGCACACCAGUGCUCAUGUCCACAACUUUUUCCCAGUUACACCAAUUGAUGAAACAAUUCGGUCAUGGGCUGUCCUGAGAUGGAACAUGGAAAUGGAAAAUAUCAGACAGUUCUCAAUUCUCAAUGUGAAGCCAUCCUGUUCGGAGAGUUGGAGAAUAGGCAUUUCACUGAGAAAUCAAGCAGACAACAGAAUCCAUUUACACUGGAAAGGGGAUGCUGAUAGCAUUCUUCCAUUAUGUUCCCAUUACUAUGAUUCAUCUGGAAAUAUGAUAGCCCUUAGUAAUGUAGAGAGGGGAAGAUUCCUUGAGAUAAUUGUACAAAUGGCUUCUAGCAGGCUUCGGUGUGUUGCAUUUGCUCAUAGGCAGCUUUCAGAAGAUGAGUAUGAGAAUGAAGCAGCAAAUCAAGGGAUACCUGAUACUAAUUUAAUUCUGCUGGCACUUCUGGGGGUUGAAGAUCAUUGUCACCCUGGUAUAAGGGAAGCCUUUCAAAUUUGUAGACGUGCUGGAAUCCAUGUCAAGUUGGUCACCAGUGAAAAUGUCUCUAGGGCAAGAGCCGUGGUCUUGGAAUGUGGAAUUCUUUCUCCUGGAGAGGAGGUGAGUGAACGAUUGGUGGUGGAAGCGGAGGCAUUCUUCAACUACACAGAAGAUGAACAAAGGCUGCGGGUUGGAGACGUUGCGGUAAUGGCGAUGUCAUCUGAUGAGCACAAACUUAAAAUGGUGCAAUUGCUGCAGAAAGAGAACGGCCAUGUUGUUGCAGUGACCGGUGAUUGCGCAAAUGAUGCUCCUACAUUAAAGGAAGCUAAUGUAGGAAUUGCAAUGGGAGCGCAAAGCACUGAAGUGACAAAACAAUGUUCAGACAUCAUCAUCUUGGAUGACAAUUUUUCCAAUGUCGUCAAAGUUGUGCGCUGGGGUCGAUGCAUUCGCAACAACAUUCAGAAAUUCAGCCAGUUCCAGCUCACAGCAAAUAUGGCAUUUCUAGUGAUCUACACGGUAACAAUACUUUCAUCCGGUAAUGCACCACUAACAAUUGCUCAACUAUUGUGGGUGAAUCUCAUUAUGGAUACUUUGGGGGCUCUUGCCCUUGCUACCGAUAAACCAACAAAGGCACUCAUGAAGCAACCAGUGCAUCAGGCUGGAAUACUUAUCACAAACAUCAUGUGGAGAAACAUGAUAGCCCAAGCUUUGUAUCAAAUAGUUGUAAUCUUGACCUUAAAGUUCAAAGGUGAAUCAAUCUUUGGUGUCCGUGAAGAAGUAGUUGCCACACUUAUAUUCAACAGUUUUGUCUUUUGCCAAGUUUUCAACCUGGUCAGCGCAAGGAAGCUUGAGGAAAAGAAUGUGUUUGCUGGGAUGCUCAAGAACAGAUGGUUUAUAGUAAUCACUUGGAUCAUUGUCAUUCUUCAAGUUAUCUUGGUGGAAAUUUUGAAUAGGUUUGCCCAUACACAGCGGCUGAAAUGGAAGCAAUGGGCAGCAUGUAUAGGAAUUGCAGCAUUCUCUUGGCCAUUUGACUGGCUCAUCAAAUGCAUACCAGUCCCAGAUACACCAGCUAUCAGUCUACUCUUUUAGAUACUUGCAGGACUAGAACUGAGAAAGGAUGGAGGCAUGCAUGCUCGAAGGAAAUAAAAAGCCCUUCCAAAUCGGCGGUAUUCUAUUCGCGAUUUGAAGUGGGCUAUAUAUCCUCUCUUCCAAAUGGCCCGCCGGCUCUUUCUUUUCUUGUUAUGAUUUACGUCAUCAGGUGAAAAACUAUAUAUGCUUGCUCUAUCCCUGAUGGAAUUUGUACAGUAGGAUCUCAUGAACCCAACUUCAUGCAUGCUGUGGUAAUUAAUAUGUUUGAUGGCAGCAUCAACCUGUUUAGUAAA